CCUCCCUCUUCUGUUGCUUUAUCAGUCUCUGGAGGCUCCUGUGAUCUCUGCUCUCUUGAGGUAAAAUGAAGAUAUGACUACACAGAGAGGGUUGGAAAGGGAUCCUGUGAUCUUUUGACUUCCAUAAGAGAUCAGAUAAGUUCCUGAACUCACUGUCCCCUCAGUCAUCUGCACUGUUACAUUUUGUGUUCUUCCCUUUGAUUUGUGCAUGAAGCAAAAGUCCGGAAGCUUGACCAGGAGUGGUGGUAUGAUGCAAAAUACUCCUCUUGGAUGGAGCCCCGAAGCUUUUCAGACUCUAGAAGUCUAAGCAGCAGCAUUACCAUGGAGGUGUGAAAAGGGGACGUUAAUGGUGCUGCUUGCCCAGAGACUACAGGGUCUGGUAGACUUAUUCAAGUGUUGGUAAGUGGCUCUUUACAGACUUUGCUCUGCACCUGCUGCCUUUCACUGGUGGUAGAGUUUGCUCCACUAACUCACUCUGGGGCUAAGACCAAAGCUGCUGCUUCAGUGUUCUUAGGUGAACUAUUGGUCUGGACAGUCAGUCCUUUCCCCCCUGUCUCCAGAACCCAGUGUGGAAAGUGAAUCCAAUACAUGUCAUCUUCACAGCGAGGAAUAAACUGGCUUGCUAGCCAGAUUGGCUUUCCCUUUACAAAAGAGAGCUUGGGAGGAGAGAGCAAAAUGUCCAGAGAAAACCUUAGUUUGGAGAUAUUCAUGCCUUUACCUUCAGCUAGUAGAAUUGCAGUCUAGGUGGACAAGUAUUUCUCUGGGUUUGAAGCCUCCUCCGGCAUGGAGAUUGCUUUAGCUGUCGCAUGCGUGCAAUGCAAAGGAUUUUAAGCACUGGCAUGUGAAACACUUGAAGUGCCCAGCAGGACUUGCUCUAAAUGGUUAAACUUUGCCUGGUGGUUCUGACAAGCCUCUGAGCUGAUGGUGUAGGGCCCAUCUGGCUCUUGCCUGCUCUCAGCUGCCUGGUGCGUGCUGCCAGCAGCCACCUCCGCAUGUGACCUGUAUUAGAGCAUCCUUGCUCCCACUGGUACAUACUUGCAAACUUGUCUGUUCAGGACUUGAAGCGAUGAUGUUUGGCUUUUCACUGAAGAGCUAAAAUCUGGACAUGCUUUUCCUUUUUCCACAGGGCAGUAACCUCUAGCAGAGAGGAAGGCAAGCAGCAGGGAGCAGUAGGUGCCAGAGCUGUGUAAUGCUGUGAACUAAGAAAACCUCUCCAAGCGGGAAGAAGUGCUGAUAUGUUCACCUUGCAGCAGCUCUAGAUCUGCUUGCUUAGCCCAGGAGUGUUCCUGCAGACUGCCACAGCCUCUAGAGACUGCUGUGGAAUGAAAUGGAGAAACAUCUCAUGGAGCUACAUGUAGGAGGAGAGCAGACACUGACUGCGACACAGACAGAUGAACAUUGCUGCAGAAAUUUGCCCUCUUCUAAACUGCCAGAGACAGCACAGAGCCAUGAGACAGAGCUGGAUCCUGCUGGAGUGCAAACAUUGGGACAGCAUCUCCAUGUUACCUUUCUCCUUCUCUCUGGAGAUCAUGAAAGCAAUCGUUUAAAAAAGAGGGGAGUGUGAUUCAUGUUCAGUCAGCUCCAGCCCGAUUCGUUACAGGAUUCUUCUGCAACAAGCUGGAGAAGAGCCUCUGGUCGGUUAUUUCUGGCAGCACCCAGGCUGGUUACAGCAGUUUUGGGCAUGGAGAGCAGUCACUAACUCUGCAAACAGCUGGUGACCGGCUUCUUAAUGUGGGAGCUGAGAUCUUGGCUACGCUUGCCACGGGGCUGGCAUCAGCUCCCACACCCUGAACAUUUCCAGCUCUGGGAGGUCCUGUCUCAGCACCCCUCACCUCCGGCCGCUCAGCGAGGCGUCACUCCAGCAUCCCUCCAGGAUCCAAGGGCACCCGGACACCAGCUGUAUUUUUCUUUUUUAUUUUUAAUUUGUAACGUGCAUUUCAAACCUCUCGCGUGUGAGAGCUCCCUGCAGCAGGCGGAGAGGCUGCAUCUCGCUGCCGGGCUCCGGCGGCGGUUCCCCCCCCUCUCCCCGCGGCGGGCGGUUGUUCCCCGCCCCGGGGGCCGGGGCCGGGCUGGGGCGGCCCCUCGGCCGGGAGCGCUCCGGGGCUCUGCUUCUCCCCGGGGAAAAGCGGGGCUCUUGGGCCCCGGGCACCGCUGUCAGCUGGAGGGGGCGGGAGCUGCAGCCUUGGAGUAGAAAAGGAAGAAGGCGGCGGCGGGGAGCGGGCGAGCGCCGGCCGGGCAGCGGGGGAGGCGGCGGGGCUGCGCCUCGCUGGCACCGCGGGCUGGAGGGGGAUGCGGCGGGGCGGCGAUGCUGUGCCUGGACCCCCGUCUGCCUGAGGAGGAGAAGGACGGCACCCUCCGAGGGGAUGGAGGAAAGUGGGGGGAGAAGGCAGCCCAGCUCGCACCGAGCCUGCUGAGCUCUCCCGGGGAGCGCUCGGGGCUCGCCGGGCACCCGAGCAAAGUUUCCCGAGCUCGGUGAGGCGAGGAGGAGGUAUGCGAGAUCCUUCUCCUACACAGCUGGGCUUCCAGCCCCGGCCCUGCUGGGGCUAGCCGCGGCUUUGCCAGCCCCGACUGAAGGUGAGGGGGAGACCCGGGGCACCCGCUCCCUCCAUCGCCUUCCCCUGCUCCACGCUCCAGCCCAGGUAAGUGCCCAUCCCCUCCAGACACUGGGGGUCUCUCCAGCCCUGCCGGAGACUUCCCCAGCACUUUGCCCAGGGAAAAAGUCUGUUGCUUCUCCCGAUAGCUAAAGGGUGCGUGUGUGUGCGUGUGAGAGAGUCUCUCCGUGUGCAGGGGGUGGUUAUAGCUGUCUGACUGCGGUUUCUGUUUGCUGAUCACUGUCAUUAUUUCACUGUGCCAUCACACCUCUAGAAAGGAGACUCAUCUGGGUUCUGUCAAAUAUUUUGGCUGUGUUGCUGCAGUGAGAUGGUGUGGAAAGGAUGACAACUCGAUUCUCCUCACUACAACUGAGGGAAGCAUGCUUAGCUGUGCAUGCUGGUGUGGCUUUAAAUGAUGCUCCUAAAAUGCUGGUUGAAUAUGUCAGUAUGCCCUUUGAGCUCCAGGAGCUCUUGGAGCUGUGAAAGUCUGUCUUUGUCCCCCUGAGAAUAUAGGGAGGCAUGGAUAUCGCCCUGGAAGGAAUCACUGUAGCCUCUGGAUUUCUGUGGCUGUAGCUUGGAGAUACAGAUAGAUAUUUUUGUGUAGCAGUGCUCGGCAGUAAUGCAUUUCAAGCUGAAAUGUUGUUUGGAGAAAAAACCUAGACGCCAACUGAUAAGAAAAGAACCUGUUUCACACAGAGAGCUCAAAGAGAACUUUUCACACUCCUGAUGGAAAGGAAGUUGGUCAUUUUGGACAGAAUAAUUUGGCUGGAAAUUUUGUCAUUUUUGAACCCAUUAACUUUGCUGAAUUGGAAGGUAAAAGCUGGCAGAUAUCGUCAGGCAGGACAGCAGUGGGAGCUGACCCACGUCAGUGAGGUCUUGUGGCUGCAAAGGGAAUGGAGAGGGACCCUACUCCCCACAGCAUCAGUGUGGGCUCUACGAGAUGACAGGAGAACAAAGAUGUUUCUGUUGUACGUGGCAAUCAGAAUAAAGAUGGGCUUUGUGUUGUUGCAGGGUCUUAUCAGGUAGAGGAUGGUGUAAGGCAUUGUGUGGCUUUGGUUUGUUUUUUUGCUUGAUCCUCCACUGUUUACUGGCUUUCUCAUCCCCAUUUCAUCUGGUUUUCCAGCAGGAAUCCCCUGUGUAUAAUCCCUGAUAUUUUAUAUGGAGAUCGAGAGAAGAGCAAAUGGCGAUCUGCUUUCUGAAUGUUCCCAGUCAUAGAAUUAUUUAGGUUGGAAAAAACCUUUGAGACCAUCAAGUCAAACCAUUAACCCGGCACUACCAAGACCACCGCUAAACCAUGUCCCUAAGCAUCACAUCUAUGUUUUUUGGACACCUCCGGGGGUGGUGACUCCACCACAUCCCUGGGCAGCCUGUUCCAAUGCUUGAUCACUCUUUCAGGGAAGAAAUUUUUCCCAAUAACCGAUCUAAACCUCCCCUGAUGUAACUUGAGGUCAUUUCCUCGUGUCCUGUCACUUGUUAUCUGGGAGAAAAGACCGACCCCCACCUGGCUGUAGCCUCCUCUCAGGGAGCUGUAGACAGUGAUAAGGUCUCCCCUCAGCCUCCUUUUCCCCAGGCCAAACAGCCCCAGUUCCCUCAGCUGCUCCUCAUAGGACUUGCUUUCUAGACCCCUCACCAGCUCCGUUACCCAUCUCUAGACAUGUUAUAGCACCUCUACGUCCCUCUUGUCGUGAGGAUCCCAAAACUCAACACAGUAUUCGAGGUGCAGCCUCACCAGUACCGAGUACGGCGGGAUGUACUGUUGGUUACGCCGUGGUGCAUGUGCAGGUCAUGUCCUAGCCCUGUGAUGGUGCUAUCUUCCAAGGUCUUCUGUCCUCAGGCUGAUGGGAGAGGUCCCCACUGCAAGCAGGGCUCCCCUUAGAUUCUCCAGUGUCUUCAUUGCUUUCUGCUGGGAAAGGUCUGUUACACCGUGUAGGUGUCCCAAGCAAAGAGGAUGGGAAAGAGGUUUUGUCUUGGACAUAGCAUGACCAGAACCCUUAUGGUGCAGCUAUAGAAAGGGUGUGACAGGUCCCAGAAUUUCUCGUACAGUUCAUGUGAGAUCUCAACCUUGGCUCUAUUUUUGACCGCUCCAGCUAGCUCUGUCCCAUGGUUCUGGGUAUAUUUCCAUAUACAUAAUGUGACUGAGGCAGAUUUGGUUCCCUGUGCUGUUCUUUGAUGCCAUCUCAGCAGGUUUGGUGGCUUGCUCCCUCAGUCACCCCCGGGUGCUUUUAUUUCCCACCUAAGGGUGUGCAACACAAACCCUCGGAUUAUUGUCGCUACAGCUUCACCCUUCGGGCAGUGUCACAGCCCUCGUGUUAGACCUGGCCCUUGGAACUGACAGGCGCCGGUGUUGCGGCCGCAGAUGUAUCUGAGGAGGUCCAGGGCCCUGGGGUCUGUCACACUGCCUGCUCUGGUCUCUGACCUUUUGUGCAGGCUGAUACUAAUGCAUCCCCAGACACCCAAGCUAGGACGGUGACUCCUGGCAAGCUACUCAGCACUGCUUUAGCCGCGGUGGUUUAUUUGCAAACUUCCUUUCUUCCCUCUUUGCUUGCCAGGAGGCAGGUGGCUGUGUCCCUGGGCACAACCUGGGAGCUGUCUGCCUGUCCUAGGGUGGCCCAAGGAGCAGCCAGCGUCUUCUCCAGUCAAGUUGCAGGGUGAGAGGUCUCUGUCCUUAUGUGCCACAGCCCUAUUUCUGUACUGUAGAGCUGGUCCUCUCUUCUUCUGGGAAGCGGCCAUGAAGGCCUGGGAAGGAGAUGGUGACUGUACCCACCCUGAGUCCAGCUGGAUCAUUCUCUCAUGUCAUUUAUCCUUCCAGAGCGGAUCUAUGGUUCUCUUUUACCUGCUGGGGUGAGCUGUCCUUGGAUGGGCUGCCCUGGUGUAUCAUUGUGAUGGUACCUGAAAGAGCCCUCUUAUCCCCGUUCUCCCCUGUUACAGCCUGGGGAGGUCCAGCGUGGAUUUUGCCCAAGGUUAAGCCCCUACGUUCAUGGGGCUGUAACGAUGAACAAAAAUUGUCAAGCAGAGAAAUGAGCUACCAGGGACUGUACAGGGUGAUAUCGCUGCAGCCUUGAAAGCAGCCAGAAACUGGCAUGGUCUCUUUGGAGCGACUACAGGUGACCACUGACAGAUGUGAUGGGCAACAGGUUGAAGCUAUUCUUGAAAAUCUGGGUGGGAGUAUGACCUCUGGUCUCUGCCGUGCCGAGGAGCAAGGGCAGGUGGCUGGUUUGUACAUCCUGACAGAGCACAGCAGCUGUGAUGGCAGCCCGGCUCGCCCAUGCAGGGGAAUUCUUGCAGGGUGGAAGCAGGUGAGUGAUGAGGCAUCAGGAAGGAGAAACCCGGUGGAGUGAAUCUGUGAUAUGAUUUAACCAUGAGGAGCCACACGUUUCCCUGCUGAGCAUUUUGCAGUGGGGGGGAUGUAGAGCAAACUGAGGGACAGAGCCACACUGGGGUGCCUGCAGCCUCUGUGUGCCAAAGAUUCAGGCUGGCAUCUGUAAGAGCUGGGCUGAGAACAGUGCGUAUGCGUCUUUAACCAGAAGCUAUCUUGCUGCUGGUCCAGGAGGCAGAAUCAAGGCUCUAGCUCACAUCAGUGUGCCAGGGUUCCUGAGCAGAACAAAAGGGCAUUGCUGGAGAAACAUAUGUGUAUGUGUUUAGCCUGGCUAAUGGAGAAAAUGCCCUUUUGCUCUCUAACGCUUUCAGUUCUACUGAACAGUCUUUGCCUGCAGAGAUUCUCCUCCCCAGUCAGGCACCCCCUGAUGAGAAAGGAUUUAAUCCUUCCGUGUGUCUGUCCCUGUCAGCUCCAUCUGAUGUCUCAGCUGAAUAAGAACUUCGCUGGAAGUUCACUGCUGCACUUCAUUCAGGUCUAAACAAAAGCCUAAGCGAAGGAAGCGUGGUAUGACACCAGCUAGAGCAGCAGAGGGCUUUGCCUCAGCUGGAAGUGCAGGAAAAUUUUAUAACCAAGGAAACAUGUUGAAAAUGCCCAGCUGAUCCCACUGGCAUGUUUCAGGGUGAUGGGUUGUUUUUUUUUUUUUUAAUUUAGUGGCUGCAGAGUGUUAAUAGCACAGCAGUGAUUCUUGGCUCUUACAGCAGAAACCUGUGCAGUGCCAGUUCCGCCCCCCCCCCGCCCCCCCAGCAACCCUUUUGGAAGCGAUUUGACAGCAGAGGAGGGAAGCAGCUAGGAAGCCAGGCAGGGGAGCAGGAGAGAGCAGACUGCUGUUGUUUGCAGUCAGGCUGGGAAGAGAAAUGCUCUCCUGCCUGUAAAAUCAAAGGCAUUGCCUACAAACUGCUGGCAAUUUGGCUUCUGGCAGUUUGGCUUCCCAGCAAAGUAUGGGGAACACAAAGCCAGCUCUUAUCACAUCCAGCAAUCUCCUCCAUGGAGAAGCUGCUGUUGUCAGUCAGGGCUGUGUGUUCCUGCCUUCCACGCUAGGCAGACCCCCACACGUGCUCUUUUACAGGUUCAUUGUCUCAGUUUCCAUGAGCCUCCAUCCAGGAGCUGGUGUCGCUUGUGCAAGAACCUUACACACGUUUGGUUUUACAGUUGCUGAGGCAAACAAGCUUCCCUGCUCCCUUCUAUGGGAUCUCCUGUGAUCACACCGAACGGGGUUUGAUGCAUAGUAGAAAACGUGGUCCUGCAGGCAAAACACUUACAUUUGCUCUAUUUUAUCCUAGAAUUCUGUGACUGAUGGCAAGUCAUUCAGUAUCUGUGGAUGGAGUUUGUCUCACUGAACAUCGAACUGCUGACUGCUCGAUCUCCUAACUGCUCGAUCUCCAAGGUUCCCUCUGUAGUCAGCUCAGCCCUCCACUGUGGACAUUUUUUCUCAGAUGUUCUGGAUCAUCUUCAGUGACCUUUUAUUCUCCACUGGCUAGAAAGGCAACCUGGAUGACUGGUUUCAGUUACUGGACAACUGAGGGAUUUCAAGGCAGCAGGAGACCAGAGCUAGCCUUCUCAAUACAGUAUACACCUAGCCAGGACUGAAGCAACUUCUGAGACUCAUCUCAACAUGUUCAGUGAGAAGAGCAGCGCCUCUUUGUCCCAGAAACCCACCCAGAAAAAGACACGACCUCAGGGCCUCCCCUCCCCCGCUCUCUGCUGCGCUUGUGGACUUUGCAUCAUGCUAGCAGGGAUCAACAUCACUUUAGUGGGAGCAUUUGCCUUUGGGACCUUCCUCCCUGUGAACAACCCUCCCAUCAUCAUCGGACCCAUCUUGCUGGUGGUGGCCUUCACAUUCUUUGGUGCCUGCUGCAUCUGCAGCCGCAGGCCUCCAGCUCAUGGAGCCAGGAAAUCCAAACCAGGCUCCAACAUUGGGCUCAUCAAACCUGGCAACACAGCCUUUGAAAUUGAAACUAGCGAGCACACGGUGCAGGAUACCACUGCCGUUCAGCUGAGCCCCACAAAUUCCCCCAUCUCCUCGAAAAAGUCCACGCCAGUUCAUGAGAACACGAAGACUUGCAAGCUCUUCACCAUGGAAGGCAAUGGGCCGGUGGCCAAGUACACCACAGGAGGAGAGGCAAUACAGCUCAACUUGCCCAGGGACCUGGCUGCAUCCUAAACCCAGGCAGAGCUUUUGUUAGCAGCCAGCCAGAUGUGCGAUGGGUGGGCUGGAGAUCUGUGAUGCACCAUUGGUUAGAGGUGUGGGAAAGGUCCUUGUGAAAAGCCAGCAGACAGACAGGUACCUCUGGAUCAUUUUAAGGGAGGUGGAUACAACAGCAGAGAAGUUCCGGAUUUUUGUUGAAAGGAACAUGCCCAUUACAUGGCUUUCUAAAAGAAAAUUGAUGAUGAUGUUGCUGUGAAAGGUUGACUCUCAGUUCCUGGGAAGACACAGGCUGUUUGGGGGAGCAGAUAGGAAGAGGGCUGAAUUAAUUUGUCUAGCAUAACAUGGAAAUGUGAGGGCUGGAAGGAGGGGCUACGCAGGGCUGACAAAUGACAGCUCUUUCUUCUCAGAAGUGAAGCAAUUCUUGAACAUAAAAGAAGCAGGAAUGCAGUAAAUUACAGCUUGCUGCCACUCAGUUACAAGAUUUCAGCAUUUUUAGUGCCAGGCUUUUUGGCAGUAGGGACAAAGCUAUGUGUUUGCUAUUGAAAAAGCAGUGUGAAACAAUCUCCCCUCUGUUGAAAAUCCUUGCCCCAUCUUGCCUUCAUUUGGGCGAUUUACCACCUAUUCUAAGAGACGGCAAAUCUACAAGGAUCACAAUUAGCACUGGUAUUUUCCUCUUGUUUUAAUCAGUUUGAUGAUCAACUGAUUAUUUGAUCACUGUGCUGCUCAGUGCAGUAGGUAUCUUAGAAGGUCAGCCAAGCUGAAUCCUCGAGGAUAAGCUCCUCGAGUAACCAGAGACUGGCAGGAGCCUGCAAAUUAAAUUUUUGGGCAACGAUUAUGUACCAAGUGCUAGGCACUUUCCUUUCCAUCUCUUUGUGGAAGGCUGGCCUGGGACACACAUCAGCUUGCAGCAGGGGGCAAAUAACUGUAUGGGCUUCAGCAUAGCUGUGCUAGAAGGUGGUGAGUGUAUCUCCUUCCCUGAAGAUCCAUAACACAGAGUGGGCAAUCAGGAGUGGACCUCCUUGCUGCAGGAAACUGGCUGCUCGGUGUGCUCAUGGGCUUGCAAAGCAACAGGCUGUGUUUGCAGAAGAGAACUGAUCAAGAGCUGUUCAACGCAAAGACACCCCAUCUCCCUGAUCUGAUGCUGCAAAUCGUUGCUGCAAAGGCUUUGUGUUCUUCCCUGGGUGACCCCAGCUGGGAGGACAGCACUGUGCUGAUGGGCCAUUGCUCUGACUCCUGUAGGGGCUGCUCACAUGUUUUAUGAGAUGUGGGACCAGUGUAGAGAAGGACAGAUGUGCUAGGCAGGACCCGUAUGUGGGGAGGCAGCACCAGAAGGAUGGAUUUUGAGCAGGAACAGCUGCAUAGGUUUUCUGUUUAUGGAAAUUCUAUAUUUGAAAUAGGGGUCUUGGGACUCAUAGUGACUAGGAAGUCUUAUGGACACAAGAGUAAUCGUACCAGAUCGUUCCAAAGGCCCAGCUAGCCCAGCAUCCAAUUUCUGACAACGCCAAGAGCAAGGUCUGGAGAAGAGCAUAAAGCUGGGGCAAACCCAGGGUGUUGCUUGCCCAAAAUGCUCUCCUAGCCUCCAAUGCACUAUUGCUUAGGAGCUUCCUGAGCUGGAAGUGGUGCCUGUAUUCAGUAGCCCUGAAUGGAUUGCUUCUUGACAAAAUAAUCCCUUUGCGCCUUGAAUGUCUGUGAGGUUUCAUUAUUUAUGAUCCUGCAGCGGGGAGUUGCGCAGUUUCAUGAGAGGCCAUAAAAGUUCUCUAUCCUUGGUUUAUUUUCAUCCUGCACCCUACUGGUUCCCUUUGAUGCCCCAAGUUUCCCAGAUUAGGAGGACCAGCAACCAGUCCAUGCCGCCCACCACUCAGGUUUUCUGUGGCCUUUGUUAUGUUUCCUUCAGCCAGCUCUUGCGUCACAUCCCAUCUGUAAUGGUUCCCAUUCAGCCCAGCACCAGCUGUUUGCUAGGCUGAGGACAACAGAGCCCUGAGGUGUCAGCCGGCAGAAAUGGGUGUCUGGAGAGGUGGGAGGGCUGCAGGGAAAGGAGGAGGAGGAGCAGAGGGAGAGGUUGUGACGUGGCCAUGGGCCACCAGCAGACCUCUGCAUGGCCGGGCUUUGAGAGCUGUAUGGCUGGUGUGCUGAGUUGCGUGGUGGCAUGUGGGGUCAUGGGGGACCUGGAGAGAAGAGUCAAGGUGCUGUACAGCCCAUGCAUGAGGUGUCCUGGUUGCUCUGGGGAGCUGCUGUGCAGCUGAUGUCCCCUUCAUGAGCUGGGGUAGGAUGAGGUUGAAUUUCAUUCCUUGAUGAGAGGCAAGCAAACUCUCUUGCUGUGGGUCCUCCUUGAGUGCUCCAACAGUUCCCUGCCUUGAACAUCUGCUUCUACACCAGGGGAUUACCCCUGUGAUUUUAUCAGGGCUGGUCUACUGGCUAGGAGGGGCAGAAGCAGGCUUAGGAGAAGGAUGUUUGUGUGGGCCUGGGAAGAUGUGGUUUCAAGUCUCUGGUACAGACUCCAGGUCCUGGGCAAAUAAUUUCAUUGUGCUACUGCUCAGCUCCCUGCCUGUGCGAGAGCGAAAACCUUCUCCCGACUGCACUGAAAGCUGCGUUAAAGUUGUACACGUUGCCAAGCAGCACGUUGGUGUUGGCACACCUGAGUCUGGAUGUUGCUUGAAGAUGGGUGAAUCUGUAUGGUCUGAUCUCUGCACGCUCUCCAUUAGAGCUCAUUGUCACGGGUGGGCUCUGCCUCCAGCACUGGCUGCCCUUUGGCACACGGGAACUGCUGUAGCAAUUAAACAGAACAGCUCGCCGAUGUAGGUUUGAUUCCCAGCUUGCUGGCUCACUAUCCUUUUGGAGUAGCACACAACAGGCUGGAAGUCCUUUAGAGGCAUUGACCACAUGAAUACGGUUACUGCAGCACUUUCCUUUGAGCGCUUGGAGCCAAAAACAUACUGACACCAAGUGGUAACCACACAACUCUUUUCUCUACUCGCUGAAGGUUUGAAAGCCAAGCCUGGAGUGUGCGUACUGGAAUCACUCCGUAUUGCAGCUGUGCCGUGAAAUGCUACCAGUGAUGGAUCGUGCAGUGGCGUAUCCCAUACAAAUGAAGGCAAAAGCCCCUUGGGCAGGAACGGAGGCAGAAGCAGGACUUUGCGGGGAGUCUAGGAGUUUAGCCUGGUUCGCACUGGUGGUGUGGCAUCCCAGCCGGUACCGUACAGGGAACUCUGACAUAGCCCCGACACCUGGUGCAUCCUGCGCAGCACGUGCAGGUCACUGUAAAGCUGGUGUUGCUCUGGGAGUUGGCACCCUUGGGACCCAAGAGACAACAACCAGCAGAGAUUGUGCCUGGGCAAGCAGAGAUGUAGGACCAGUGAGAUUCUGAUCCCCUGGUGCGGUGGGUCUGUAUGCCAAGCUGUGACCACAACUGCCUGCCUGCACAGCAAGGUGGGCAUGGGAACAUCUGCUGCCUUCUGAAGCAUGAAUGCCCUGCUUUUGCCUUUUUCUGUCUUUCAGGAUUUCCACGUCUGUCUGUCUGUCUGUCUCCGUGAUUGGCCGUGACUAAUGUGAAUCUCGCGCCUCCUUUGUGUAGUGGAGACAGGGAGAGUAUCUUGUUCUCUAAGUCAGCAUUUCUGGUGUGAGUCUUUUUUAAAAUUACUAUUUGCAUGUGUGCCAUGUGGAAUUUGGAGAAGACAGACUCAUUAAAAUGAUUGCACUCAGUAAGCAUUUGGCCUGCCUGCUCUUUCACUCUACCAGCCACCUUCUCCCUUACCCCCAGACUAUGUGUGCCCCAAGGCUGUCUGUAUUCAUUUUGCCUUGUGCUCCCCACUCUCUAAAUUGUCUAAAUUUGUCUAAAAUUGUCAAACCCAAUGUCUAAAAUUGCUUGAUUUUAGACAGUGCAAGCAGCUGCAAGGAAAAAGCAUCCCUAUGAGUUCAUGUUGCCUCUUGAAUGCCGUUGCUUAUUGAAGCACCAGUUGCCUAAGCACUGGCCCCACCGCAGACUCCUGCUGUCAUUGCUUUGGCUAACAGGAAUAGCCCAAUUUAGCUGCCUUUUUCUGCAUGUGUGUGUUAACCCCCAGCUGUGUACCUGAACAGGCCUCCAGUUUAUUAGGGACACAGGAGGAGCAGGUUUGUGGUCUGGGGUGGGUGAAGAUCAUGGACUGUUCUGAAUUCCACCCCUUGGGUACUGGAGGACUGGACUGGGUUAUUUUAGCUGAUCCUACCCAGCCCUGGGUAUAGAUGGUGUUUAAUUUAUGGUGCGGGUAAGGGGUGGAAUCUGUAUCUGUGUGUGUUUGUGUGUGUCUAGGAUUGGUGCCAUCACCUUUCCAUGCUCCUUCUGGGCUUAGCCCAACAUGGUCUCCUGGAGAUGAGUCAAGGAGGGAUAGCACAGCGAGAAUAAAGAGGAUUUGAGAGGCUUGCAAAUUCACCUCGUCAAAGGGCUUCUCUCCCAUGUGCAGCCAAGUGAUUGGAGAAGAGAGGAAAUCUCUCCGUUCCAGGCAGGCUGGCUGGUUAAAGACCUGGGAAAUGAGCUGGCUAAGAAGGCUCCACUGACAAUGUGUGUAAAAUGAAAACCUGCUCCCUUCAGAAAGGAUUUUUUUUGGCCAUUAGGAAGAACUCCCUGGAAGGAUUUUUCUUUUUUAAAAGUGGGACCAGAGAGAAAAGCAUAGAGGAGGGUUUGCUGAGCAUCCAAUUCUGCCCUCCUGGACUUGCAGCCUGCAGCAUUCCUGCCAUGGCAGCUGCCCAGAGCUAACCUGGACCAUGAGCUUCCCUCUCCAUCUGGAAGAAUAAAACAGAAACAUUACAUGAAAUGUAAUUAGCGUUUUCUAAUUCCCUGCCCAACUUUAUUUGUAGCUAGUUUAUUUCCUUUUACUCUUGUACCAACAAUGGCUUUAAUCAAGAUGCCUUUUUGCCUCCUAGAAAUUUGUAUCCCUGAAACAUUGUGAAAACCCCCCAUCUGUUAAAAAAAAACAAAACCAACAACAAACAACCACACCAAAAAAAACCUUUGAUAUCAUUAGUCUCCAAUAAGUCCAUAGCAAACGUGGUCAAUCUAGAGGCUGAAAGGCUGGUUAUCUCCAGCUGUCAGAUGCUGUCUGCUCAGCUGAGCUUUCACAUCCAUGGGAGAGACCCUCAGACACUGCUGGCUGCCCCCCUACAACAUACUCCAGGAGAGGCUCGUAUAUUUGUUUUCUAAAACUCUCGGCUAUCAGACCGGUGACUGCAAAGAGCUCUUCAUUUGGGAUGGCCUCAGAGUGACACUCCUGCCCCUGUCCCCAGGGUGGUGUGAAGCCACAGGAGAUGCUCAUCCUCCUCAGCAGCACCCCCUUUUAGAUGGACCAAGGAUAUGGAGCAUCUUCCCUGGUGUUGUCUUCCAGCAUUUGCUUUCUCAUCCUUCCUAGGGAAGCUGGGAGCUUGACUUUUUUCAUUUUAAUAUCAAUUUAAAACUCUUGGAGACUGGCUCCAUGCAAUGGUGGCUAGUUUGGGGGCUUCUGCUGUCCCAGCUGCCCCCACUGCUGCCCCAGAGAGCUCCAACAAGGAGGGGAUCACCCAGGCUCACAGUGAACCACCAGGCAGCUGGACAAUCAGGGUUGGUCAGCGAGGAUUGCUCCGUACAGGCUUGUUUCCAUGGCUUUGUUCAGUCUAAUUUAUAGAGUUCACGGGGAAAAGAUUUCUCCGUUUCCAUCAACAGAUCUCCUGCUACUUGUAAUUACUCUCAGUCUCUGUAGGACCUGCACAUGCUGACAGGGCUUUGAAUUCUCAGAGCACAGAGGAUGUCAGGACUGGGAGGACAGAUUAUGUUUUUCAAGGCAUCCUUGCAUACAAAGACUCCCCAGGAGUUUUUCCAGGGAGCACAUAUUCAUCAGGAAAUUCUCAUUUCCUGAAAUUCGCUGGUCCUGAGAAGACACUGGUUCUCAUGAUGCUUUUGCCAGGAAAAAACUUCCCAGGGUCCAGAUGAAAUUUCCGAUCCGAACACUUGAGAAUUGCUCUAUUAUUCAAUCCUCCAGACACCCCUAAAAUGAGAUCUUGCUGGGCUCUGUCUCCACAUGAGGACCAAACUUCAAAAGCAGUUUUGGGGCUACAGUCCCCUGCUUUUAAUCAAGUCCAAAAAGCCAGAUCUCUCUGCAAUGGUGCUUUUACUAAGCCGUGCCUCCCGAGAUCUGCGUACCCUCCCGAAACCAUCGCAGGAGGUCUCCCCUGCUGAAAUCUUUGCUGGAGUGUCUGGCAUCAGUCUGCUGUGACAAUGAACACAGCUUCCAGUGUGGCUCUCUGGCCUCGUGCCAGAUGGGUAUUUAAUGAAGUUUUCUAUAAAGUCGGGCAGAAAAAUGAUUUCUUUUGCUGGCACAUAGGCAGAAAAGAUGCUUCUUUUGGAGACAAAUCUUCCUCUGUUAUCUUGGUACGAGAAAUCAGUAUGAUUUAUGGUUCGUCUUUUUAUCUCCAGCUGAGCCAGGCGAAGAUGAUGCUGUCAUUAGGAGCUGAUCCUCCUCUCGUUGCGAGUGGCUGGUGCUUUAUCCUGUUUGCUGUCUCUGGGGCUCUGCACUCUCCUUUUGGAGACUGAUUUUGCAUGUGUGAAGGACAUGCUGCCAGCAAACCCAAGGGGGCUGGCUUCUGCAGCCUCCUUAGGGGUAGGCCCAUUGCUGCUCUCUGUGCCCCAUGGCUGUUGUGCAAAUAAGCAGCUUUGAUUUCUGGGUUGGGAACCUUCCAUGGGGCCAUCGAGUUCACUGGUGAAAAAUAACCUUUGGCUAGAAAUUACAGCUGCACGCGGGAGCGGCAGAGCUGUUUGCUCCAGGGAAUGAGGCAAACCCAGGUAGUAGAGCAUGGAAAGCUCCCUGAGGCUGCUUUCAGCGCCGCACUGCGUGAUGGUCCCCAAAGGGCUUUUCUUUCUUGUCCUUCAUCUGGAAACACUGACCGGCCCCAAAACCAAGGCAUAUUUUUGCUGCAUCCUUGCUGGAUAAACCCUUUUUCAUGGCCAUAAAUCCCUGGAAAUCCCACUGAAUGCAGUCUUACACUGUGGUGAUGGCCAGUGGUCCCAUCCAUGCCUCUGGUGUUCCACUAUGUAGGCACAAGUAAGGCAGCCCCUGCUCUGGCUAAAGAGAAAGACAGCAGGUAAGAAAGGAAACUGAGGCACAGAGCUGAAAAGGGGGUCUCAGCUGAAAGCAUUAAUCUUGAUUUUCCCAGAGAAAGAAAAAACCCUCAACUCUCAGCAUCUGUAACAUCCUGGGGCAAGGAUUUCCAUGCCUUAACUCUGUGUUGCACGGAGACCCACCUGCUUGAGCAUGCUGGCUUUAUUUGAAAGAGGGAGGAAAACCCACCUCUUUUCUCGAUUAAACCUCAAAAUCACCUUUUGGGUGGGCCACAUUAAGACACUCCAGAAACAGCUGUAGAUUCCCUUGUUCAGGGCAGCGAUGUCCAAGGGUGAGAGAUACAGAGGUGGGUUUUCUCUGCAGGGAACGGAGCGAAGAACUUAGUGAACCUGUUGGCUGUUGUUCUCCUGGCGUGAUGCAUUUCCCUGGCAUAACGCUGAAUCUCCCACAGCUCUGGGCUACAUGUAUUUUCAUAGAGCCUCAUUAAAAACAUAUCUUCAGUUCUGAAAAUCACAUUUGUUCUAAAUAAGGGCUGUCUGCUGGGAGAAUUAAUUCCUCCGACUUAAGUCACCUCCCUGGAAAUGUUGCUGUUGUCUUCGAUUUCAUGGCUCAGAUGAUUAUGCUUUUCCAACACCCAAGAAUAACAAGAUUAGGGAAUUUGUGGCAAUGAAGGCAAAGAGGAGUAACUGGCUAAGAAAUAGGGAAGAUAAAUUGAAUUUUCCUCUUAAAAGAAAAGGAAAUGGCUAUUUCACAGAAACAAUUUUGCUUUCAGGAAAUAACAGUGGGGAAAACUCCCUGCUUGAACCAAAGUCUCUUAUUAAACCUAUCAGGUUUGUUGUUGCAUUCAAAAAGCUUCAUGAUUCUUAGAUAUGCUAUCUAAAGCUAAUUUGGGAAGUAUUAAAUCCAGUCCCGUUAAUUAUAAAUUAGUGGAAAAAUGCAUGUAAAUUGGCAGGAAUUGGCAUCAAAUGCACCACUGGUGUGACUGCAGCAGUACUGCAGUGGAGGCACAGCUGCCUGCUGCUUCUCAUCUCUGGCCAAACCUUUCCAGAGGGUUACACAUCCUUGUGGGGAAUAGAUGGAAUAGAUGAGGGCUCCCAGGGGCAUGGGGGAAAGCUUGCUGUCCAGAAGAUAAGUGAAACCAUUGGGAAAAAUCGAUUCAGGGCUUUGAUCUAUGUUUGGAAAUGAUCUUGUUGAGACAGAGGCAUCCAGAGAUGGCAGUUGCCAUCCACCCAUCAGCGAGGCACUGGGCAUCCCUCUGCCCCUGUGCAACCAGGAGGGAAAUCCAGGGGAGCGGCUCAAGCUAGUGGAUUUUCCCUAAUAAUUUAGGCAAGCUGGGAGCAAGCCUGUGGACUCCUCGCAGGGCAUGGCUGGCGGAGGGGCACUCCAGGAUGCAGGGGAGGUGGGGAGCUGCAGGACCACGCUGAAACUGAGGAUGCUGAGAUUUUGCCGACUGGGAAUGAAGAUAUUCUGAAAUGGGGCUGAUUGCUGUGUGAGCGUGCAUGGCCCACACAGCUGUGCGCAUGUAUGUGUGCACCCCACACUCCUACUGCCAAAACUCAAAGGAGCAGCAAGCUGGCUUUCCUCUGCGAUGCCACGGAUGGGAAGAAAACACCCUCCUGGGAGGGGCAACUGCUAAAGGGAAAGGCUCUUCUUUGGUGACACCAGGAGCACUUCAGCAGGGCUAACGCUUACAACAUCAUUAGGCUUAAUGUUUCUGUUAUUUGUGCUGUCAAUUCUCUUAAUGGCGCUCCAGCAGCAUGGAGUGGAGUGAGUCAUAAAGGUAAUUAUUAACUAGGCUAUGGCACUGAAAAGGCAUUCGAAGUUCAAUUCAGCGCCAGCCUUGGUCGAUGUGGAUGGUGUACGUUUGUUAAAGAGCAGGUGCAAAGUGCAUUUGCUGAGGAGAGAAAAGGAGAAACCCCAUUCAGUGUGAAAUAUUUUGCCUUAUUAUCUUCAUAGGGAAAUACAUAGUAGCAGGUGGAGGGUGUGAAUAGCAGCAGGGGCGUACCUCUUGCUCCCCACAUUUUUAAGAGCACUUAAAACACAGGCACUCUGGGUUUUACUACAUCAGUGCCCAGAC
Molecule: messenger RNA, 17251 nt
Organism: Falco peregrinus (peregrine falcon)
Lineage: Eukaryota; Metazoa; Chordata; Aves; Falconiformes; Falconidae
Gene: TMEM275
Product: transmembrane protein 275
Exons: 7
Coding region: 7580-8128 (182 amino acids)
Source: RefSeq, a predicted model, not a curated record